AUGUACAACACAUACCACUCACCCUCGCCAGCAUACCUGCAGACGCCUGGUAGCAGAGCAGCAGCAGCAGCAGCAGCAGCAGCAGGGGCACGUACACCCCUCUCAUCACGGCACCACCGCAACCCCUCGCACAACUCGGACGUCUCAGACACCCCGACAUCACCUUCCUUUACUCUGACACAACGCACAAACUGGUCGGCCCCGCGUCUCAACCAGUUCCCCCCUGUCACAACCCCCGCAACUACCACUACCACUACCACUACCACCACUCGUACAGGUGCUCCUCCCGCAUCCUACACAUACACUCCUCCAUCCUACGCCAGUCACCGCUCGGUCCAUCCAGGCGAGGUCUUCUCCCGUGACCCAUCACCCCUCACAUCUGCUGGCGCCAUGUACUCGUCCAACUCGGGCCCAUCAAGGCCCCCGAUGGAUAGUGCACCCAGCUACAGCUCCGACUACAACCACCCCAACAACAAUGGCUACAGCCAGUCGGGCGGCGGCUACUCGAACAGCAACAAUGGCCACAACAACUACGGUGGCAGUAACAAUGGCCACAACAACUAUGCUGGGAGCAACAAUGGCCACCACCUCAACAUCAACACAAACUAUGACCAAGGGGGUGGCUACCAGUACGGCGCGCGCACCGAGCUGGACUCGUACAUGGACGCUUUCCACGACAGCAACCAGCAUGGCAACGACUUUCCCGACGAGAACAAGUCGUACACGUCCCAGACGCACCUGAACUCUGGCGCCAACAAGGAGUUUGGCGUCGGCGAGGUCAUCCCGUCGGUGCCCUACAGCCCCGUCGCCCCGCAGCACACUGGAUCCGUAUACGGCUACCCGCCACCGCAGAGAGGUGGUGGCAUGCCGAUGGGGAUGCCAAUGGGGAUGCCGGGCUCGCCGCAGCUGCCAGCGAGCCCCGGGUUCUCGGGCUCGAGCCACUGGCACCAGGUGCGCAACAACCUCAUGGCGCGCCGAGUCGUCAAGCGCAUCCCGCUCACGAACGGUAACCUGGUCAUGGACGUUCCGGUGCCCAAGGGUGUGAUUCCCUCAAACGCGGCGGCGCAGGGUGCCGAGCCAGGGGAAAUGGACAAGCUUCGUUACAGCGCCGCCACUUGCGACCCGGACGACUUUAUGCGCCGCAAGUUCUCCCUGCGCCAGUUCCUGUAUGGCAGGAAGACCGAGCUGUUUAUUGUGAUGACAAUGUACAACGAAGACGACAUUCUGCUCUUGCGCACACUCAACGCGACCAUCAAGAACAUUGCCCACCUCUGCUCGCGCACGCGGUCCAAGACAUGGGGCGCCGGUGCAUGGCAAAAAGUCGUCGUGUGCAUCGUCGCCGACGGCCGUAAAGUGUGCAACGCGCGCGUCCUCAAGGUCCUCCAGCUCAUGGGUGUGUACGCCGAAGGUGUCGCAAAGGACACGGUCGCUGGCAAGGAGGUUCAGGCCCACAUCUUCGAGUACACGUCCCAGGUCAUCGUCUCUGAGACGGGCGAAGUGGGCAUGGGAUCAACCCCGAUUCAGUACAUCUUCUGUCUCAAGGAGGCCAACAAGAAGAAGCUCAACUCGCACCGUUGGUUCUUCAACGCGUUCGGUCCGCUCGUUAAGCCAAACGUGUGCAUUCUGCUCGAUGUCGGCACCAAGCCCUCUGGCCACAGUCUGUACGAGCUGUACAAGGUCUUUGAAAAGCACAAGAACGUCGGUGGCGCGUGUGGCGAGAUCUACGCCGACACGGGCAAGUACGGCAAGCUCCUGCUCAACCCCAUUGUCGCCGGCCAAAACUUCGAGUACAAAAUGUCCAACAUUCUCGACAAGCCCUUCGAGUCGGUGUUUGGUCUCAUCUCCGUCUUGCCAGGUGCAUUCUCGGCGUACAGGUACGCUGCGGUCGCCAACCACCCGGACGGUACGGGCCCCUUGGCUUCGUACUUUCACGGUGAACUCAUGAACCUGCCCGGCGCAGAGGCGUCCAUCUUUGACCGCAACAAGUUCCUCGCCGAGGACCGUAUCCUCGCGUUUGAGAUUGUGACCAAGAAGAAUGCCAAGUGGCGCUUGCAAUACGUCAAGAGCGCCAAGGCCGGCACCGACGUCCCCUCGCGCGUUCCCGAGUUUAUCUCGCAGCGUCGUCGUUGGCUCAACGGAUCCAUCUUUGCGUCCAUCUACGCCCUGGCGUGUUUCUGGCGCGUCUGGACGUCGGGCCACAACAUCUUCCGCAAGUUCUUCCUCCAGAUCCUGAUGAUCUACAACACCGUCAACCUCCUGUUCAACUGGCUGUCCAUCUCGUCCUUUUACCUCGCCUUCUACUUCCUCCUCGAGUCAUCCACCACGGGCGACUCGGACCCGUUCUUUGGCGCCGGCACUGAAAUCUUCCAAAUCUUCAACAAGGUGUACAUUGGCAUCAUCUUUGUCGUCCUCAUCUGUUCCCUCGGUAACCGUCCCCAAGGCGCCAACGCCAUGUACACCCUGUGCAUCCUCCUGUUCGCCAUUUGUCAGGCCUUGCUUCUCUACUGUGCCGGCUGGACCGUGUACCAGACUGUCCCGCACACCACUGCGGGAUGGGAAGACGUCAAGGCCCUGUUCAGCAACAAGACGUUCCUCGACCUCGCUCUGUCCUUGAUGGCAACCUACGGCCUGUACCUCAUCUCGUCGCUCCUCUACCUCGAGCCAUGGCACAUGAUGACCUCGUUUGUGCAGUACCUCUUCCUGCUCCCGUCCUACGUCAACAUUCUCCUUAUCUACGCCUUUUGCAACCUGCACGACGUCUCGUGGGGAACCAAGGGCGACAACGGCGCGUCCAAGGACCUCGGCCAGGCCAAGAUGGUCAAGAAGGACGGCGAGGAGCUGGCUGAGGUGGCCAUGCCCACGCGGCAAGAAGACGUAGAGGCGCUGUGGCAGCAGGCGCGCUCCGAGCUGCGCAUCCCCGUCAAGGAGGUGCGCGAGAAGCGCAGCGCAGAGACGAAGCGCUCCGACUCGGACAAGACGUUCCGCACAAACGUCGUGUUGCUGUUCUUGGGCUCCAACUUGGUCGUCAUCAUGCUCUUUACCUCGUCGGCGUUCACAAACUGGAUCUCGGAGCACUUCUCCACUGCCUCAGACUCGACGUUCAACCCCUACCUCACAGUCAUCUUUUACGCCGUGCUCGGCCUCUCGGCCAUGCGCUUCGUCGGGUGUGUGACGUACCUCCUUUUCCGCCUCAUCGGGUUCUAG
Molecule: messenger RNA, 3204 nt
Organism: Apiotrichum porosum
Lineage: Eukaryota; Fungi; Basidiomycota; Tremellomycetes; Trichosporonales; Trichosporonaceae
Gene: CHS2
Product: Chitin synthase, class 2
Exons: 5
Coding region: 1-3204 (1067 amino acids)
Cellular component (GO): cell septum; cell periphery
Molecular function (GO): chitin synthase activity
Source: RefSeq, a predicted model, not a curated record